Molecule: messenger RNA, 2642 nt
Organism: Gossypium raimondii (Peruvian cotton)
Lineage: Eukaryota; Viridiplantae; Streptophyta; Magnoliopsida; Malvales; Malvaceae
Exons: 3
Coding region: 192-2219 (675 amino acids)
Source: RefSeq, a predicted model, not a curated record
AGGAAAAAGAAAAACAUAGACACGCUCCCUCUCAGCUCAGCUUUCUCUCUUUUAUUUUUCCCACUCAAUAUUUACACAGUUCACUAAAUUUACAAAAUCAUCGUUAUUGUUGCAUUGGGUUGUUUUCAUUUUCUUGAAAAAGUUGAAGGAAAAGUUGGGUUUUGUUGUUUUGGAAUGUUGAUGGAAGAGGGAUGAAGAAUAUGAUGAGGGAAGCUAGUUUACAAGCGAUGUUUUCGGGUAUGAAUCCAAGGGACGUGAAUCUCAAGCCGAAGACGAAGCAAAGAACGCGGAACAGGAGGUGCAGGUCGGUGGUAGGGAGGCGGAGCAGGCCGCAAACGCCGUUGUUUAAAUGGAACAUGGAAGAGGACGGCGGCGGAGUUGAGGAGGAGCUCGAGGAUAAAGAGGCUAGUGGUGAGGGAAGACGGAGGAAAGGGACUUCGACAGUGUCUGCGAGGAAACUUGCAGCUGGAUUGUGGAGGUUGCAGUUGCCGGAGACGGCGAUUCCUGGUGGCGGAGAGAGGAAGAGGGGUCAGUUGGGAAUCAAAGGCGGUAACGAUUUUACGGGUGUCCCGGUACUUCACGAGGAUGAAAUUCAUGGUUCAACAGCAAAGGAUCUGUUACGGAGCCCGGCUUCAGUCUUUGGCACAGAAAAUGGUCUCCUGCACAAGAUUGAGUCUUCAAUCCCAUAUUUGAACUCUGCGAUGGAGGGAGCGACAAAGUGGGAUCCUGUCUGCUUGAAACCAACAAAUGAGGUGCGGCAAACUUACAGCCGUAUGAAGCAUAUUGACCAACGAGUAACUGCAGUAUCAACUGUUUCUGCCCUUGAAGCUGAAUUAGAGCAGGCUCGAGUUCGCACUGAUGAGCUUGAGACUGAAUGCCGGUCCUCAAAGAAGAAACUCGAGCACUUGUUGAGGAAAGUUAGUGAGGAAAGGGCUGAGUGGAGGAGCAGAGAGCAUGAAAAAAUACGUGUGUUUGUUGAUGAUGUCAAAGCUAACUUGAAUCGAGAAAAAAAGAAUCGCCAGAGGCUCGAAAUUGUUAAUUCCAAAUUGGUGAAUGAGCUGGCUGCUGCCAAGUUAUCGGCCAAGCAAUAUAUGCAGAACUACGAAAAAGAAAGAAAGUCCAGAGAACUAAUUGAAGAAGUAUGUGACGAGCUUUGUAAGGAAAUUGGAGAAGACAAGGCUGAAGUGGAAGCACUAAGGAGAUAUUCCAUGAAGCUUCGAAAGGUAGUCGAUGAGGAAAGAAAGAUGCUGCAGAUGGUUGAAGUCUGGCGUGAAGAACGUGUUCAGAUGAAACUCAUCGAUGCGAAGGUAGCGCUCGAAAAGAGGUAUUCACAGAUGAACAAGCUUGUAGCAGAUUUGGAGAAUUUUCUAAGGUCAAGGACCGAAACUCGGGAUGCGAAUGACAUGAGAGAAGCAGAAUCGCUUAGACAGGGUGCUGCCUCGGUUAAUGUCCAAGAAAUUAAGGAAUUCACAUAUGAGCCCCAAAACCCGGAUGACAUUUUUGCUGUUUUUGAAGAGGUAGCUUCAGCUGAAGCCACUGAAACGGAUAUCGAACCCUGUGUCGCAUACAGUACUGCUAGCUAUGCCUCAGAAAUUCAAAUGGCGAGUCCUCGAAUGAGUAUGAUAAAAAAAGGCAGCAUUCUGAGACAUUCAAAUGCAAAUGUUGAGAUAGAAGAAGACGAAAGUGGGUGGGAAACUGUCAGCGAUGUCGAGUACCAGAGCUCGAGUUAUUCACAACAAGGGAGUACUGCAUCUGUAAACAAGAAUCCUUGGCACAGCUAUUUCUCGGGUAGUGGAACUGAAUGGGAAGAUAAUACAUGUCGGGAUACCCCAACCACGGAAUUUAGCGAAGUUUGUUCUUUGCCUGCUAGACAGUUUAAGAAGGUGUCAUCCAUGGCAAAGCUUUGGAGAUCAUGUCCAAACAAUGGAGAAAAAUACAAGACAAUCUCGGUAGAAGGAACAAACUGCAGGCCUUCAACCGGAAGGAAGUCUAAUUGGAGUAUUAUGUCCCUGGAUAAAUGGUCCGUUAAAGGUGGUUUCAGUCCCUCGGAAAUGUUGGGACAAUGGAGUUCACCAGACUCUACUCAUCCACCAGUAACGAAAAGGUGCAGCGAAUGGUCUUGCAGUGCACAGCCAACUAGUUUGAAGGAAAAACUUUUGGAGGCAAGAACGGAAACACAGAAGGUCCAGUUACGACAUGUUCUUAAAGAGGAGAUUUAGAAGCAGAAGGUGAUCGCCAACCAGCUUAGCUUAAUCGCCGCGGUAGCCGGCUGUCCCCAACCAAAACAAGUAGCAAUAUAGUUACCAGACAUCAUAUUUCCAUCAUGGAUUCUAUUGAUUCUUUUCGUUAUCCGAUAUGCUGAUAAAUUUGGGACAAUGCUGCUGAUGAAACAGUUGGAUCAUCAUCUCCUUUUCAUCUGCUAUGGUUCUGCUUGGGGGGCCGUAGCCAUUCCCUUUGUAACUAAGGAAAGCAGUGUCCUCCAUUUGUACUGUAUCCCAAGGAUAUCAAGGAAUACAGGUUCACGGUAACUGAAAUGAGAAGACUUUCCAUUGUAGUUUUUUACUUUUUUUGUAUUUUUGCUGUAAGAGACGCCUCAUUUGAUUCAAGGUAAAUUACAAGUAUCUGUGUUUCUCUAAAGCCAA